Molecule: messenger RNA, 2586 nt
Organism: Chanos chanos (milkfish)
Lineage: Eukaryota; Metazoa; Chordata; Actinopteri; Gonorynchiformes; Chanidae
Gene: hells
Product: helicase, lymphoid specific
Exons: 23
Coding region: 1-2586 (861 amino acids)
Biological process (GO): DNA methylation-dependent constitutive heterochromatin formation; lymphocyte proliferation; negative regulation of gene expression via chromosomal CpG island methylation
Cellular component (GO): pericentric heterochromatin; nucleus
Molecular function (GO): ATP binding; chromatin binding
Source: RefSeq, a predicted model, not a curated record
AUGGAUGGUUUGCACAGUACCGUCAAAGAAGAAUCACGCAGCAUCUCUCCCCAGUGUCCUAAGCCGAAUGAGUCGGAGGAGCCUGAGGGCACUGCUAUGGAACUGGGUCCCGUUGUCACCAAAGGUGAAAAUAUGGAGGUGGUCAUUACAAAAGAAAUGGAAGAAGAAGAGAAGCAGCUGAUGGAAGAAGGGGAGAGAAAGGAAAAAGAAAUGAUGGAAAAGGCCAGACAGUCAUGGGAGAAAGACACUCAAGAAAUGAGGUUCAAAAGGCUGCAGCAUCUGUUGGAGAAAAGUAACAUUUACGCAAAAUUCCUGCUCACCAAAAUGGAACAGCAGCAGCAGGAGGAAAAACAGAGGAAGGAGAGGAUGGAGAAGAAGGCCGCUGUCAGUAAAGAAAAGGGUAACAAUAAAAAGCCAGAGAAAGCUGAGAGAAAGAAGAGGGAAAGAGAGGAAGACUAUAAAAUUGCUGACGUCAUGACUAAAGAGGAAAUCCUGUCUAAGGCUAAAAGACCAAAAGUUGAAAACGAAGUGGAGGAGAGCAUUAACCAGAAGAAGCUGGAGGCUGAGGAUAUUGAGAAAAUGAGUGACUCUAACUCAGACAUUAAGGGCCGUCUGUCAGAAACCGUUAGGAACAACGCCAAACAGCUGCUGGAUCCUAAGAGAACGGUGAACGGGCAGCCGGUACCCGCUCAGCAGCCCAAACACUUCACCGGAGGUAUCAUGAGGUGGUACCAGGUGGAGGGCAUCGAGUGGCUUAGAAUGCUUUGGGAGAACGGCAUUAAUGGGAUCUUGGCUGAUGAGAUGGGCCUGGGAAAGACCAUUCAGUGCAUUGCACACAUUGCCAUGAUGAUUGAGAAGAAAGUUCUAGGACCCUUCCUGGUGGUGGGGCCACUGUCCACUCUGCCCAACUGGAUUUCGGAGUUUAAGCGCUUCACACCCGAGGUGUCUGUUAUGCUUUAUCAUGGACCGCAGAAAGAGAGAGCAAGCCUGCUGAAGAAGACCAAUAAAACCCAAGGUUCACUCAACAUGUACCCAGUGGUCGUCACUUCUUUCGAGAUAGCAAUGAUCGACCGAAAGCUGCUGCAGCGGUUCCAGUGGAAGUACAUGAUCUUGGACGAGGGGCACAGGAUAAAGAACCUGAACUGCCGUCUGGUGCGGGAGCUGAAGAUGCUGCCGACCGAUAAUAAACUCCUCCUGACGGGAACGCCGCUGCAGAACAACCUGUCAGAGCUGUGGUCCCUGCUCAACUUCCUCCUGCCCGAUGUGUUCGAUGACUUGAAGAGUUUUGAGUCUUGGUUUGACAUUAGCACCAUCACCUCUGAUGCAGAGAACAUCGUCGCUAAUGAGCGAGAGAAAAACAUCCUGCACAUGCUUCACCAGAUUCUUACUCCCUUCCUGCUGAGGAGGCUGAAGUCUGACGUGACGUUGGAGGUCCCGCCAAAGAAGGAGAUCGUGGUGUACGCUCCCCUCACCGCCAAGCAGCAGGCCUUUUACAAAGCUAUCGUCGACAAGACCAUCGCAAAGCUCGUGGGUCAGCAAGAGGAGGUGACCUGUACUGCGGAGCUCACGUCCACCGGCAGACCGAAGCGAAAGAGCAGGAAGGAGGUGGACUACAAGGAGAAACCAAACGAGACCGCCAGCGACCUGGAGAAAUACAUCGAAAAAGUUCGAAAGGAGAUGGAGCGUGAAGAGAGCGCUGUCCCGGUCGUAAACGUUCAGAUGACUCCAAACUCGGAGGUCAAUGUGAAGCUGCAGAAUGUUCUGAUGCUGCUGAAGAGGUGCUGUAAUCAUCCGUACCUCAUAGAGUAUCCGCUGGACCCCGCCACUGGAGACUACAAGAUCGAUGAGCAACUGGUAGAGGCAUCAGGGAAAUUCCUGAUUCUGGACAGAAUGCUCCCCCAGCUAAAGAAGAGAGGACACAAGGUGCUGAUUUUCAGUCAGAUGACAUCUAUCUUGGAUGUGCUGAUGGACUACUGCUACCUCAGGGGAUUUGAGUACAGCAGACUGGACGGAAGCAUGAGUUACGCCGACAGAGACGAGAACAUGAAGAAGUUUAAUUCCGAUCCAGAGGUCUUCCUCUUCCUCCUCAGCACACGAGCAGGAGGCCUGGGAAUCAACCUGACUGCUGCAGACACCGUCAUCAUCUUCGACAGUGACUGGAACCCUCAGUCCGAUUUGCAGGCACAGGACCGGUGCCAUCGUAUCGGUCAGACCAAACCAGUGGUGGUUUAUCGCCUCAUCACUGCCAACACCAUCGACGAGAAGAUUCUGGAAAGAGCCUCUGCCAAAAGGAAACUGGAGAAGAUGGUCAUUCAUAAAAAGAAGUUUAAAGGUGGGAAAGCAGAUCUGAAGGAAUCGAAAAGCUGUCUGGAUGUGGAAGAACUGACCGAACUGCUCAGGUCCAGAGACUAUGAGAGGGAGGUGAAGACCACUAAAGGAAAGGUGAUCAGUGACAAAGACCUGGAGAUUCUACUGGAUCGCAGUGAUCUAUUGAACCAAGCCAAGAAGAGAGUUCAAAAGGAGAAGGAUGGAGUGUUUAAGGUGGUAGAGUCGAAAGAAAACAACGGAGAGAUCAGUUUGUCAUGA